AUGUUGAGAAAGUUCCGGAACCAAGUCUUGGAUGAAAAUGCACAAUUUUUUGCCGACGUAUCUGAUGUGUCGAGCGUUUUGAAUGUAAUUAACGUGCCUUUAGCUAAUGGUAAUGGAGACACUUUAACUUUAGCUCUAACGAUAUUAGCUGAACAUAAAAUGAGGGUCAAGGUUUUGGAGCCCGACCAUCGUCGAUAUGAACUUGUUGACGUGCUACUUGAUGACAUAGAGGAAUAUCCGCCUUCAGUGGAAAAGACAUCUGAUGAAAUAACUAUAACUUCAAGUCACGCGGAACACUGCAAAGUCGUGGUGAGGAAGGGGCCACCAUUUGUGGUUGAAUUUUACCAUGAAGGUCGACUGGAGGUAGUUCUAAAUGGAGACAGGCUAGUUAUGGAAAAUACCGAUACAAGCCAGGCGUUUAGUUUUGCUGUCGAAUUUGAGGGAUCUAGCAAACUCUAUGGACUUGCACACCACUCCUAUCAACUUGCCUUGAAAGAGACAACAGACGGUUCGUCCGAUCCCUUCCGAUUGAAAAAUACAGAUAACUGGGGAUACGACGCAGACUCGACCACAGCUUUGUAUGGAUCCAUACCAGCAAUCUAUGGACACUCAGCUAAUUUCACAUCGGGUGCAUUUUUACACAACGCAGCUCAAAUGUUUGUGGAUAUCACUUACUCGGGUAAUAGACCUUCAGCUUACUUUAUGGUAGAAGGUGGUUCCUUAGAUCUUUUCAUACUCAUCGGACCUACGCCUAAGGACGUAGUAAGGCAGUAUACUUCUUUAACUGGUGUCAACAGCAUGCCACCGGCAUGGGCUUUGGGUUACCACCAAAACCGCUACACUUACUGGACACAGGAAGAAGUCAAAGAGGUAGUUGCGUUGAUGGAUGCUGCUGAUUUUCCCUUGGACGUCAUCUUCCUCGACGAUGGCUAUACCAACGGGAACAGGUACUUCCAGUGGAAUCCAGAAAACUUCACUGAUCCUUUGGAGAUGCAGCAAAACGUAUCGGCCACUGGUCGCCAUAUGAUCGCGGUUUCUGACCCACAUGUGGCUGUGGAUGAGAACUAUUUUAUGUACGUCGAAGGCAAAGAGUUAGAUUUCUAUGUGAAGAAUUCCGAUGGAAGCGAUUUUCAAGAUUACAGCUGGCCGGGGCUGUCAGUAUGGGUGGACUUUUUGAAUCCUGCCGCUCGAGAUUGGUACGGGAAUCUAUUCCUCUACGAACAUUUUCAAGGAACAACUGAAACCAUUGGAGGAUUCUGGAACGACAUGAACGAACCAUCUAUUUACAAUGACACCAUUGAAAGGACAUUUCAUCCAGAAUUAGUUCAUUAUGGGCAAGUCACGAACAGAGAAAUUCACAACAUAUACGGACUAUUACAUCAAAAUAUUUAUCAAAUAUCUUUAUUCUUCCUUCAGGUUAAAGCUACCAACAAAGGAUUAGCUAUAAGAGACAAUUAUGAGAAACGAGUGUUCAUCCUAAGUCGUUCCCAUUUCGCGGGAUCUCAAAGAUAUGCUGCUGUAUGGACUGGAGAUAACAUCGCUGACUGGCCUCAUCUUCGAAACAGUAUCUCCGAAUGCCUUACAUUCAAUUUGUUAGGAACGGUAAUGUGUGGUGCAGAUGUUGGAGGCUUCUUCACAAAUCCAACAGACGAGAUCUUCCAGAGAUGGUAUCAGGCUGCUAUUUGGAUCCCAUACUUUAGAGCUCACUCCAACAAGGGAACAAUUCGUCGAGAGCCCUAUCUGUACCCUGAAGAAAUUCAAGCAGUGCUGAGGCUUGCCGUGAAGACACGCUACAAGCACAUACCAUACUGGUAUCUGCUCAUGUUCGAGCAUACCCAAAGCGGAGAUCCCCUGAUCAGACCACUUUUCUACAGUUAUCCUGAGUAUCUCGAGUACGAUGACCACCUGUUAUUAGGUGAGGAAAUUCUUGCAAGGCCUGUGCUGGAGCCUGAAGUAAGUGAAGUGGCAGUCACUUUUCCUGGAAGUAAUUUGUGGUACAGAGUUGAUGACGACUCAUGGAAGAUUUAUGAAGGUGCCAGUGAACAAAAUGUAGCUGUAAACAUUACCACAUCGCCAUUCUUUUACCGAGGUGGCAGUAUAAUUGUUAGGAAAGACAUUGAAAGACCAUCCACCACGCAGAUGGCAGAUGAUCCAUUCCAAUUGUAUGUGACUUUAGAUGCUAAUAACAAUGCAGAAGGACGAAUAUACUUUGACGACCAUGUUAGUCUAGAAUUUAGUACUAAAGAAUCUUAUUAUUACUCUAGACUCAUAUACGACUAUGCAACAAAUGGAGUCAAAUUCGAAACCAUUUCCGGCAAUCCUGAAGGCUUUAAUGCACGUAUCCAAAGUAUUGUAGUACACCAACAAGGAGAAAACAAAGAGACUGUGACCAAAACUUACACAACCACAAGAGAUGGCACACCUUUGGAAAACAUAGACAUCAUUCAGAUGCAUAAACUAAUGCAAAGUGACAAUAGCUUCACUCUGUAUCUCUAGACUCGAGAUAAUACAUUUUGACGAUAAAAAAUAAAAGAUUUCUGACGUACAUUAAAA
Anoplophora glabripennis (Asian longhorned beetle) is the source of this 2553-nucleotide messenger RNA. Its product is annotated as neutral alpha-glucosidase C. Gene Ontology annotation, molecular function: alpha-glucosidase activity; carbohydrate binding. The transcript is spliced from 14 exons. The record is from RefSeq and is a predicted model, not a curated record. Bases 1 to 2496 code for a protein of 831 amino acids. NCBI's taxonomy places the organism in Eukaryota, Metazoa, Arthropoda, Insecta, Coleoptera, Cerambycidae. Gene Ontology annotation, biological process: carbohydrate metabolic process; N-glycan processing.